Molecule: messenger RNA, 1557 nt
Organism: Penicillium malachiteum
Lineage: Eukaryota; Fungi; Ascomycota; Eurotiomycetes; Eurotiales; Aspergillaceae
Product: cytochrome P450
Exons: 3
Coding region: 1-1557 (518 amino acids)
Molecular function (GO): iron ion binding; oxidoreductase activity, acting on paired donors, with incorporation or reduction of molecular oxygen; monooxygenase activity
Source: RefSeq, a predicted model, not a curated record
AUGUCGAUUACCUCUCUGGCAGCCAUACUUGGCCUGGCCCUCGUUCUAUACAAAUGCAUCAUUUACCCGGCCUUCUUAUCACCGCUGGCAAAAAUUCCAAAUGCGCACUGGAGUGUUCCUAUCUCGCCAUUAUGGAUGCUUUGGAGGCGAUUCACGAUGAGAAACAAUCGGACUAUCCAGGCAGAACAUGAACGGCUUGGUCCCCUUAUUCGACUUGGGCCGUCUGAGCUUUCGAUUAAUUGUGUUGAUGGCGGUAUCAAGUCUGUGUAUACUGGUGGAUUUGAAAAACACGAAUGGUAUCCUCGUGUUUUCGGCUCCCUAGGAACUGUGAGCAUGUUCACAAUGGUGGACACAAAGACUCAUUCUACGCGCAAGCGCAUGCUAAGCAAUAUUUACUCCAAAUCUACCUUGCAAAGCUCUCCUCAUUUGCGAGCAGUUUCUCAAGCGAUUGUCUUUGAUCGUUUGCUCCCUAUCAUCCAGGAGUCUGUGACUGCAGAUAAGCCGCUAGACGUCCAUGAUCUGAACAUGGGUCUUACAUUGGACUUCGUAUCGGCUUAUCUUUUUGGUCUACGCAAUGGCACGGAUCAUCUUCAGAAUCAUGCAUUCCGCAAGCACUGGCUACACUUGUAUCUCUGUCGCAAGCCAUACGAGUUCUAUCACCAGGAAAUGCCUUACCUGGCUGGAUGGUUGAAUUGUAUAGGAUAUCGCAUUAUCCCGAAAUUCUGUGACUCUGCGAAUGGAAUGCUUGAUGCAUGGGUCUUGGAUCUCUGUGCUAAGGCAGUGGCUUCGUUAGAUUCUACUGAUCCAGCUAUCGAACCUAUCGUAUACAAGCAAUUGAAACAGGGUCUAGACAAGCAAUCUGCUAAAGAGAAUGACUCGAAACCAGAUCUGAAGCAACAGAAUAUCGAUAUUGCUUGUGAGAUGUAUGAUCAAUUAACAGCAGGGUUCGAGACCAGCGCUGUUGGAUUGACGUACUUAUUCUGGCAGUUAUCUCGACACCCGGAAAUUCAAGAACAGCUGCGUCAGGAAUUACUUUCUCUUAGCCCGCCUAUUUCAUUCCCGCAAUCAAAUGAACUACCCUCACCCAAGUCCAUUGAUAACUUGCCUCUACUCGAUGCUAUCGUCACAGAGACAUUGAGGCUUCAUGCUCCGAUCCCAGGAAUCCAACCUCGCGUCACGCCCGAACCUUCUUGUUCCCUAGCUGGGUAUGAUGACAUUCCACCGAAUAUUCGAAUCAAUGCCCAGGCAUACUCUUUGCAUCGGAAUCCAGAUGUCUUCCCCAAUCCGGAGUCCUGGGAACCGAAGAGAUGGCUGAAACAAGAGAAUUCCACGGCAGAACUUGAAGAGCGGCGUCGGUGGUUCUGGGCUUUCGGGAGUGGAGGACGGAUGUGUGUGGGAAGUAACCUUGCUUUACAGGAAACGAAAUUGGCCGUCGCUGCGAUCUACUCCAACUUCCGUACUACCAUCGUGGAUGAUACGGAUAUCGAAGCGAUUGAUGCGUAUACCGUGCAUCCGAAGGCCGAGAAACUGAUGCUGAAGUUCCAUGCCAUUCAAUAG